UUGGAGACUUUUUCAGUCAUUCUGGCUCAGCUGUUGGGUUUCAGCCUGGGGAUGGAAUACGAGGACAGCAAAGACUGCAAGUGCCCCGGUCACAUCUGUGUAAUGCACACAAAUGCAGUUAAUUUCAGUGGAAUUAAAAAAUUCAGCAGCUGCAGCGUUGUGGACUUCCAAAAUUUCAUUAAGUUCAAAAGCGCCCCUUGCCUUUCUAAUCGGCCAAAUUUGAAAUUGUACUCUCAGAAGAAAUUGUCCAAAGGGAAACCGGCUUGUGGGAAUGGUGUUUUGGAACCUGGUGAGAAAUGCGAUUGUGGCAGUGUUGAGCAUUGUAAAAGGAGUAAAUGUUGUACUAGCAGUUGCACGUUUCAGCGGGGAGCCUUGUGCAGUAAUGAAUUAUGCUGUGAAAAUUGCAAGUUUAAGCCAAGAAACACAAUAUGUAGACGAGCAUUAGACAAGCACUGCGACUUUCCUGAGUACUGCAAUGGGAGUUCGGCUAGUUGCCCGGCCAAUGUUUACGUUCAAAACGGGGUCAGUUGUGCCUCUAACACCGGCUUCUGUUACGGUGGAUCCUGUCAAUCAGCUGACUUGCAUUGCCAGGAGUUCUUUGGAUCACGGUCAAGAAACGCUCCGCAAGUAUGUUACGAAGCAGUGAACAGCCAGGCUGAUAGAUUUGGGCACUGCGGCUUUGAUCUCAAAAGGAAAUUUAAGACUUGCUCUUUUCGGGAUAUCAGAUGUGGAAAGUUAAUUUGCACAUAUCCCUACGACGCUCCUUUUACUAAAAUUAAUGUUCCCGUCUUGUAUAUACCGGUGAAGAAUGUUGUCUGUGUGUCAUUGGACCUUAAACAUCGAGAAGGUACACCCGACCCUAUGUUGGUGAAAGACGGUACAAAAUGUGGACUUGGUAAGGUCUGUAACAACAACAAAAAUUGCCACUGCGACCCAGGCUGGGCUCCUCCAGACUGCAGUAUAAAAGGAAGUCCUAUGGGAGGGAGUAUUGACAGCGGGCUUCGCUAUCUGGAUUUAGGUCUUAUUCUAGAUCAGAAGAGAGUAGCACAUCGGAAAAAACAAGCUAAACCGGACCUGAUGUGA
This is a messenger RNA of Protobothrops mucrosquamatus (brown spotted pit viper), 1083 nucleotides long. RefSeq names its product disintegrin and metalloproteinase domain-containing protein 32-like. Gene Ontology annotation, biological process: cell adhesion; proteolysis; binding of sperm to zona pellucida. Lineage: Eukaryota; Metazoa; Chordata; Lepidosauria; Squamata; Viperidae. Gene Ontology annotation, molecular function: metalloendopeptidase activity. The annotation marks the transcript as partial. The transcript has 9 exons. The record is from RefSeq and is a predicted model, not a curated record. Gene Ontology annotation, cellular component: plasma membrane.